Molecule: messenger RNA, 1456 nt
Organism: Aedes aegypti (yellow fever mosquito)
Lineage: Eukaryota; Metazoa; Arthropoda; Insecta; Diptera; Culicidae
Gene: mRF1
Product: peptide chain release factor 1-like, mitochondrial
Exons: 2
Coding region: 126-1394 (422 amino acids)
Biological process (GO): translational termination
Molecular function (GO): translation release factor activity
Source: RefSeq, a predicted model, not a curated record
CCCGAAGCUGCCCGAAGUUAUCAAGAAUCGACGCACGCGAUCGGUCGGGCAGUGGGAAGGAAUCGCUCGAUAUUUUCAUUACGUGUUUAUCAAAUGAAAAAUUAAUUACCCUUCCGAACGGAAUCAUGUUCCUGACACGGGUGUGCUGUUUGCGGAGUGUCCUCCGCAGUAGAAACCUACUGGUGCCACCGUCGGGUGCGAGUGCGGCGUCAAAAAGUCGAGUGAUUUCUUCGGUGGUGCGAUUUCCGCCACUCGGCCAGCAGCCGUUUCCUCCAGCGGUGGGACAAAGAGCUGACGAAGGAUUCCAGAUAGCCGAUGAAAGUAUACAGAAGUACUUGGAGAACAUCCGGCUGGAGUACUAUGCGCUGAAGGUGUCCGACCAGCUGGACAAGAAGGACAUCAAACGGAUGGCAUUACUGUCCCAUGUGGUGGAAAUGUACGAACAGAGGCGCAUCAUUAUGGACAAUCUCAACUCUCUGCAGGAGAUGAGCGCCGAGAAGGACGAGGAUAUGCUGCAGUUGAUGAGAGAGGAAAAGGAGGCAUACACCAACAUUUUACGAAAAUUGGACGGAGAGAUCAUGAAUGGAAUUUUAUCAAUGGACGACGAAGAAGAUUACAACACGCUCAUAUUGGAAGUUGCCGCUGGAGUUGGUGGCCAAGAAGCAAUGCUAUUCAGCCGGGAGCUAUUCGACAUGUACUGUGGCUUCAUCGAUUACAAAGGCUGGGAAACCGAAGUAAUCGAAACGGAGGACACAGAGCUGGGAGGAAUCCGCCACGCAUCGAUCGUGGUACACGGAAGGGAUGCCUACCGAUAUCUGAAGUUUGAAGCUGGCGUACAUCGGGUGCAACGUGUUCCGACCACGGAGAAAUCCGCUCGGAUACAUACCAGUACAGCAACAGUUUCCGUCAUUCCGCGACCGGACGAAUUCGAAAUAGAGCUCAAAGAUAAAGACUUGAAGAUUGAAACGAAGCGCGCCAGUGGAGCUGGAGGUCAACACGUCAACACUACCGAUAGCGCUGUACGGAUAGUUCACCUUCCUACCGGGAUGGCAGUGGAGUGUCAAACGGAGCGUUCGCAAGUCAAGAACAAGGAAAUCGCCAAACAGAAACUUUUAGCCAAACUCACCCAGCAGGAACUGGAGAGCAAAUUCAACGCGACUCAAUCGAUGAAAAAGUCCCAAGUGGGAUCUAGCUUGAGGAACGAGAAAAUCCGUACUUACAACUACAACCAGGAUCGCAUCACCGAUCACAGAGUCGACGGUGGAACCACGCAUAAUCUGAAAGCAUUCCUCGAAGGAGGUUCCCAGUUAGAAGAUAUGAUUGCAAAGCUUCAAGCCAUGCAUCGGAAGAAGCAAUUGAUGGACAUCAUUAAUAGCACAAUAGAAACUAAGUAGGGCAAUAGUGAAUGCACUAGUGAUUCAGAUAACAAUUUCUCCAUUAAAACAAUUAAAACAAA